This is a messenger RNA of Filobasidium floriforme, 1740 nucleotides long. Its product is annotated as P-loop containing nucleoside triphosphate hydrolase protein. Bases 1 to 1740 code for a protein of 579 amino acids. Gene Ontology annotation, cellular component: membrane. The transcript is spliced from 11 exons. Gene Ontology annotation, biological process: transmembrane transport. Gene Ontology annotation, molecular function: ATP binding; ABC-type oligopeptide transporter activity; ATP hydrolysis activity. The record is from RefSeq and is a predicted model, not a curated record. NCBI's taxonomy places the organism in Eukaryota, Fungi, Basidiomycota, Tremellomycetes, Filobasidiales, Filobasidiaceae.
AUGCUCAUCCCCCUAACAAUCGGCAAACUCAUCGACUUCUUCUCUUCCCCGCAAACGACCUUUUUCGGCCUCUCCUUCCCCGUCGCCGCCGCCUGUCUCGCUCUGACGUUCGCCAUAGGCGCAGGGGCGAAUACCGGUCGAGCGAUCCUCAUGCGUCUGAGCGGAGGACGGAUCGUCGCUCGGGUGAGGGAACAGGCUUAUCUGAGUACGUUGCGGCAGGAACCGGAGUUUGCGGAUAGGGGAGCGGGGGAUAUCGUCAGUCGGUUGGGGAUUGAUACGAGCAUCAUCGGGGAGAGCUUGACCAACAAUUUGAGCGAUGGUUUGAGGGCAAUCAUCUCUGCUGUCGUCGGAGUCGCUGCCAUGGUGAUGAUCUCUGCCAAAUUGACCGGAGUCAUGCUCGCCGUCGUACCGCCCGUCUCGAUCGGAGCCGUCAUCUACGGUCGAUACCUCAGGAAGCUCAGUAAACAGACACAGGAGGCUUUGGGAGAGAUGUCCAAGACCGCCGAAGAGAAACUCAACGCUUUCAAGACCGUCGCCUCGUUCAACGCUCAACCGAUCGAAGCCCGACUGUUUGCUAAAAAGGUCGACGACGUGUUUCAACUGAUGAGGAAGGAAGCCAUCGCCAGUGGCAUCUUUUACGGAAGUUCCGGGUUGACGGGGAAUCUGGCCAUGUUGUGUCUCUUGGGUUAUGGUGGACAUCUUGUCUCGAGAUCCGAGAUUACUGUCGGUGAUCUGACUAGUUUGCUCAUCUACACUGGCUACGUCGGUGGCUCCGUCUCCGGUCUUACCGGUUUCUGGACCGGUCUCAUGAAGGGUGUCGGAGCCGGCACGAGGGUGUUUGACCUGCUCGACCGUAAAUCCGCCAUCCCCCUCUCGGUUGGAAAGACGCUCGAACCGGGGCGAGAGGGACCCAUUCGAUUCGAGAACGUCAGCUUUACUUACCCUAGCAGGAAGGAGGUCGAGGUUCUCAAGGGUGUGGACCUUCAGAUCGAGGUCGGGACCAGUCUUGCUAUUGCCGGCCCGAGUGGAAGUGGGAAAUCCAGUAUUCAAGCCUUGAUCUGCCGGUUCUACGAUCCUAACAGCGGUCGAGUGAUGUUCGACGGCGAGGACAUCCGAGAAUUCACCCCAGAGUCUUGGAGAGAACGGAUCGGGGUCGUCUCGCAGGACCCUACGUUGUUUACCGGCUCGGUCCACUCGAACAUCGCUUAUGGACGAGAACAGACCACACGGGAAGAAGUCGAAGAGGCCGCUCGGAUGGCGAACUGUGAUUUCAUCUGGGACUUGCCUCAAGGGUUUGACACGCAGAUCGGGAAAGCGAGUUUGUCUGGAGGACAGAAACAGAGGAUCGCUAUCGCCCGUGCGCUGGUCCGCAAGCCUUCUCUGUUGCUUCUCGACGAAGCUACCAGCGCCCUGGACUCGACAUCAGAACACUCUGUCAACUCUGCCCUGGACCAGAUCAUCCGUACCCAGAACAUCAGCGUCAUCCUCAUCGCUCAUCGUCUAGCCACCCUGGCCCGGGCGGAACGGAUCGUCGUACUGGAGAACGGAAAGAUCACUGAAGACGGACGCUACUCGGAGCUUUCGAGACGACCGGGAGGGAGGUUUAGGACGUUGAUGGCUGCUCAGUUGGCUUUGGAGAAGAACCGUUCGAAUGAGGGUGAGGAUGACGAGGAGGUCGAGGUCGAGGUGGCGAAACCUGCGACGGGGGCUGGAGAGGACCCGAAGAUCAACCAGGUCUAG